This is a messenger RNA of Hyalella azteca, 1174 nucleotides long. Its product is annotated as RYamide receptor-like. The coding region runs from base 230 to 1174 and encodes 314 amino acids. Gene Ontology annotation, biological process: G protein-coupled receptor signaling pathway. NCBI's taxonomy places the organism in Eukaryota, Metazoa, Arthropoda, Malacostraca, Amphipoda, Hyalellidae. Gene Ontology annotation, cellular component: membrane. The record is from RefSeq and is a predicted model, not a curated record. The transcript is spliced from 4 exons. Gene Ontology annotation, molecular function: G protein-coupled receptor activity.
UUAAUUCAUUGCUAUGAAGAAAAACAAGGCAAAUACAUAUUCAUGAAAUAUUAACACGAUUCCAUUUUUAAUAGUGUUGUUCCCAGGGAAAGAUCUGAAACUGAAUAAUUAUAUCAAUGAAAAAAGUAUCAUACUAAAGUGUAGAAAAUAACAGCUGAAAUUUAUUAUAAAAAGAAUAAUCUCCACUGGAUAAGUAUUUUAAAUGUAGUCUGUAAAAACGUUUGCACCAAUGACUCCCAAUAAUAAUUAUCUAGCUUUCCCUAAUGGGAGCUACUCAUCAACUUAUGAAAGCUCUCUACUGAACAAUCAUGAUUUGUCGCAAAAUUACUCAUCGCCUACUAGCCAAAAUAUUCAUGAUUUUCUGACGAACGGCUCCAACAUCGAUCCUAAAAUCCUGCAGCAAAUUUACCAAAUCCUAAUGUAUUACAAGAUGGCGCAUAAUUUUACACAUCAAGAUGCCUCUUCUCCUGAUCAAUGGCAGAACUUACUUGUGAAUCUGAGCUCCGAACUUCAAGCCACGCAUCGGCCAUGGCACCAUUCAAGUCAUAGUUCAGUUACCCCUGAAGAAGCUUUGUACGAAGUUCCAACAGGCAUCGUUGUCUUGCUCUCAAUGUUCUACGGACUUAUUUCCCUAGUGGCAGUGAUAGGGAACGCUCUAGUUAUUUGGGUGGUGGCCACGUCUAGACUCCUGCAAUCGGUCACAAAUUAUUUCAUAGCUAACCUCGCACUCGCCGACAUCAUCAUUGCUUUGCUCUGCAUACCUUUUCAAUUCCAGGCUGCUCUGCUCCAGCGCUGGAACUUGCCGUACUUCAUGUGCGCAUUUUGUCCAUUCUUCCAAACUCUGAGCGUGAACGUGUCCAUCUUCACGCUAACAGCCAUCGCCGUGGACAGAUACCGCGCCAUUUGCUUCCCUUUCAGCGCCCGGCCAUCGAAAUUCCGAAGCAAGCAAAACCUGGACAAGGAUUUAUUCACGACGUACACGCACCUGUUGGUUGGCAUCCAGUAUUUCCUGCCGCUGUGCAUCGUCUCAUUUGCCUACUUGAAAAUCGCACGCAAAUUGUGGGGCUCCCGCACGCCUGGCAACGCUGAAGACGCGCGGGAUGCGCAUGUACUAAAGAACAAGAAAAAGGGCUACCAGGUGCUGCAAGCCAUCAUUCCGGGCAUCAAUGAGUGA